AUGGCGCCGCCGCCGCGUAGCUUCCGCGGGGUGAGGCGUCGGCCGUGGGGCAAGUGGGCGGCGGAGAUCCGGGACCCCCAGAAGGCGGCGCGCGUCUGGCUCGGCACGUUCGUUACCCCCGAGGACGCGGCGCGCGCCUUCGACGCCGCGGCGCUCCGCCUCCGCGGGAGCCGCGCCAAGCUCAAUUUCCCGGAGGACGCGUCGUCGCUCCGGCACCGGCCUGCCCCUGUGGGCUCUCGGCGGCCCAUCUCCGGCUGGAAUCGCACCAUUGACCGCUCGCCGUGCCCGGAGAUGUUGAGCCGGAGGGACGCGACGGGUGGGUUCAUGGGCGGCGGUGACAAUGGUCGGUUCUUGGGUUCUUGGAACAUCGGAACCUCGUCGCCGUUGCCCAUGACAACAUGCUCGAUUGCUCCUGUCAACGUCAACGCUACUCUGGUUCGUGGGAGCCAUGGAACAGGGAGCAGUGGAGCGGAAAACGCGGGAAUGGGUAUGGACAAACGCAACAGCGCGAGGUACUCGUAG
Panicum virgatum (switchgrass) is the source of this 522-nucleotide messenger RNA. RefSeq names its product ethylene-responsive transcription factor ERF115-like. Bases 1 to 522 code for a protein of 173 amino acids. NCBI's taxonomy places the organism in Eukaryota, Viridiplantae, Streptophyta, Magnoliopsida, Poales, Poaceae. The transcript has a single exon. Gene Ontology annotation, molecular function: DNA-binding transcription factor activity; DNA binding. Gene Ontology annotation, biological process: regulation of DNA-templated transcription; ethylene-activated signaling pathway. The record is from RefSeq and is a predicted model, not a curated record.